AUGGCUUUCACACUUGACAGGUGUGAAGAUAGUAUGGUGUUCACAAUGGAGUCUCAGAAGUCAGUGCCUGCUCCCUUCCUGACAAAGACAUACCAACUUGUUGAUGACCCUUGCACUGAUCACAUUGUGUCUUGGGGUGAUGAUGAAACCACAUUUGUUGUGUGGAGGCCCCCUGAGUUUGCUAGAGAUCUUCUACCCAACUAUUUCAAGCACAACAACUUCUCAAGCUUUGUUAGGCAACUAAAUACCUAUGGUUUCAAGAAGGUAGUUGCUGAUAGGUGGGAGUUUGCAAAUGAAUACUUCAGAAAAGGAGCUAAGAACCUCUUAUGUGAAAUCCACAGGAGAAAAACCCCUCAUCACUAUCAACAACACUACCAUGACCAACCACCACAGCUUCUUCAGCCUGAUGAAAAUCUCUGUUGGAUUGAUACUCCAUCAUCAUCCCCUAAGUCCGGCACUGAUAUCCUAACAGCACUUUCUGAGGACAAUCAAAGACUUAGGAGAAAGAACUUCAUGCUCUUAUCAGAACUCACUCACAUGAAGAAUCUGUACAAUGACAUUGUAUAUUUCAUCCAAAACCAUGUAAGUCCUGCUCCCUUUGAACAAAGAAGCAGCAAUGCUAUCUUGAAGCUUGUAGAAUUGGACUCAUCACCUCAAUCACCAAAUGUUAUUAAACCAGCUAAGAACCGUGCUAUGGAGAAGUCUUUGAUAACUUGUAGUGAGGAGCCCAACAGUUCUGUGAAGCUCUUUGGUGUACCUCUUUGUGGCAAAAAGAGAUUGCACUCAGGUAACUUUGAUCAACCAGAAUGA
Molecule: messenger RNA, 810 nt
Organism: Abrus precatorius (Indian licorice)
Lineage: Eukaryota; Viridiplantae; Streptophyta; Magnoliopsida; Fabales; Fabaceae
Product: heat stress transcription factor B-4b-like
Exons: 2
Coding region: 1-810 (269 amino acids)
Biological process (GO): regulation of transcription by RNA polymerase II
Cellular component (GO): nucleus
Molecular function (GO): DNA-binding transcription factor activity; RNA polymerase II cis-regulatory region sequence-specific DNA binding
Source: RefSeq, a predicted model, not a curated record